Molecule: messenger RNA, 2186 nt
Organism: Diceros bicornis minor
Lineage: Eukaryota; Metazoa; Chordata; Mammalia; Perissodactyla; Rhinocerotidae
Gene: ECM1
Product: extracellular matrix protein 1
Biological process (GO): signal transduction; regulation of bone mineralization
Cellular component (GO): extracellular region
Source: RefSeq, a predicted model, not a curated record
UUGGGAGGAGUGGCUACCAGAGGAGGAGCAGCUGGGACUGAGUCAUGGCAGGAAGCUGAGGGCGGGUGCUAUCUCAGAUAGCCGUAUAAAAAGGAGAAGGAACCGGCCCUGAAGUUAACAACAGCAGUAACAGCAACCGGAGGAGCAAGCUCCCAGCAGCCCAGCCCUUCAAAUCCAAAUCUGCCUGAAGACCUACCUCCUGGGUGGCCACUGACCAGUCCUUGCCCCAGGAUGGGGACCAUGUCCAGAGCAGCCUUGGUCUUGGCCUGUUUGGCUGUUGCUUCUGUAGCCUCUGAGGGAGGCUUGAAACUUCCAGAGCAGAGGGAGCUGGGGCCAGAGCACCUCCCCUACCACCUUCAAGAAGUUGGCUAUGCAGCACCCCCUUCCCCACCCCUAACCCAAGCCCUCCCCAUGGAUCACCCUGACACUUCUCAGCAUGGCCCUCAAUUUGAGGGACAGAGUGAAGUGCAGCCCCCUCCCUCUCAGGAAGGCAUCCCUAUCCAAAAGGAGGAGCUGCCUCCUCCCCACAUCCCUGUGCAAAAGAAAGUGGAUCCCCCUCUCCCUCAGGAAGCCACCCCCCUCCAAGAAGAGCUGCCCCCUUCCCAGCUCCCUGUGGAACAAAAGGAAUUAGACCCACCUUUCCCACAUCAGAAGGAGACGACCUUCCGACCUAGGCAGAGAGAGGGAAAACCAGCUCCCUUCAUAAGCCAUGGCCCCCCAGAGCCUGAGUCAUGGAAUCUAGCCCAGCACUGCCAACAGGGCCGAUCCCGAGGGGGCUGGGGCCACCGACUGGAUGGCUUCCCCCCUGGGCGGCCUUCUCCCGACAAUCUGGACCAGAUCUGCCUUCCUAAUCGUCAGCAUGUGGUGUACGGCCCUUGGAACCUGCCACAGUCUGGCCACUCCCACCUUAGUCGCCAAGGUGAGACCCUCAAUUUGCUGGAGACUGGAUAUUCUCGCUGCUGCCGUUGCCACAGCUACACGAACCGCUUGGACUGUGCAAAACUCGUGUGGGAGGAUGCAAUGACCCGGUUCUGUGAGGCCGAGUUCUCGGUCAAGACCCGAGCCCACUGGUGCUGCAAACGGCAGGGGGAGGCUCGAUUCUCCUGCUUCCAGGAGGAAGCUCCCCGGCCACACUACCAGCUCCUGGCCUGCCCCAGACACCAGCCUGGUAUUUCCUCGGGCCCCGAGCUACCUUUUCCCCCUGGGGUACCCACUCUGGACAAUGUCAAGAACAUCUGCCACCUAAGACGCUUCCACUCUGUGCCACGAAACCUCCCAGCUACUGAUCCCAUCCAAAGGCAGCUGCAGGCUUUGAUCCGGCUGGAGGGGGAGUUCCAGCGCUGCUGCCGGCAGGGGAAUAACCACACCUGUACAUGGAAGGCCUGGGAGGAUGCCCUUGAUAGAUACUGUGAUCGGGAACAGGCUGUAAAGACCCACCACCACUCGUGUUGCCACUACCCUCCUAGCCCUGCCCGCGAUGAGUGCUUUGCCAGUCAGGCUCCCUACCCCAACUAUGACCGGGAUAUCUUGACCCUUGACCUCAGCCGAGUCACCCCCAACCUCAUGGGCCAUCUCUGUGGAAAUACAAGAGUUCUCACCAAACAUAAACAGAUUCCUGGGCUGAUCCGGAACAUGACCACCCGCUGCUGUGAACUGCUGUUUCCAGAGCAGGCCUGCUGUGCCGAGGAGGAGAAAUCAGCCUUCAUCAACGAACUGUGUGGUCCCCGACGUAACUUCUGGCGAGACUCUGCCUUCUGCUGUAACCUGAGCCCUGGAGAUGAACAGACCAACUGCUUCAACACUAAUUAUCUGAGGAAUGUGGCUCUAGUGGCUGGAGACACUAGGGAUGCCAAGGGCCAGGGGGAGCAGGGCCCAACAGGAACAAAUGUCAGCCCCACCCCUGGACCCAAAGAAGAGUGAGUCACCCCAGAGCCUUGGAGGAUCAGACUGAGGGAACCCCACCCCACCCCACCCUCCCCGAACACUCAUUACAGUAAACACCUCUUGGAUUUGGCAUCCUCAUUGUCUGUAACAUCUCACAUACAAACAUACCCUCCUAAGCUUGCUUGGAUUUUCUUUAGUGACUGGGCCCUGAGGCCCACUGCCCUGCCCUGCACUGACUGAGCAGAAGUCCUACCACAGGCUGUGGUGGGACCAGAACUAAACUACUUAACUUCACAAUUUGU